CGUUUUUGCUGGCUGUCCAUCCACCUGCGCCAUGCUGUCCCGCGCCGCUGUCCUUCAUCGCCGCUUCGCGACGGCCGUCCGCUUCCACGCGCAAGGCGUGCCCACGGAAGUCCUCAAGGUCGAGGAUGUUGGCCUUUUGCCCAAGACGCUCGGCCAGCACGAAGUCGCGCUCAAGUUCUUGGCCGCGCCCGUGAACCCCGCCGACCUGAGCAUGGUCACGGGUGGCUACGGCAUCAAGGCCGCGUUGCCCGCCAUUGGCGGUAACGAGGGUGUCGCCCGCGUCACGGCGGUCGGCCAGGCCGUUUCGACGCUCAAGGUCGGCGACCGCGUCAUCCCUGCCGUUGCUGGCUUUGGCACGUGGCGCACGGAGGCUGUUGCCAAGGAAGCGGAGGUGCUUGUCGUGCCCGAGUCGAUCCCUGUCGAAUACGCGGCCACGUUGGCGGUGAACCCGUGCACGGCGUACCGCCUCUUGGCCGACUUUGCCAAGCUUACGAAGGGCGACGUCAUCAUCCAGAACGGCGCCAACUCGGCUGUCGGCCAGGCCGUGAUCCAGCUCGCGGCCCUCCGCGGCAUCCAGACCAUCAACGUCAUCCGCGAGGACACGGACUACGCCGAGACGGUCGAGCACCUCAAGGGCUUGGGCGCCACGGUCGUCGUCGCCGACCACUACCUCGGCUCGGCCGACUUUAAGCGCCUCAUUGCGGACCUCCCCGCGCCCAAGGCUGCCUUCAACUGCGUCGGCGGCCAGAACGGCCUCGAGAUCACCAAGGUCCUGGCCAAGGGCGGCGUCGCUGUCACGUACGGCGGCAUGGCCCGCGAGCCCGUCAUGACGUCGACGACCGCGCUUGUCUUCAACGACAUUUCGCUCCGCGGCUUUUGGAUGACGGAGUGGUCCAAGCACGCGCCCGUGGAGGAGCGCAAGGCCAUGCUCAAGGAACUGGCAGACUUGAUGGCCCAGGGCAAGCUGCGCACGUGGGUCGAGACGCACCCGUUCAGCGACUUUGACGGCGCCUUGGAGAAGGUCGUGAACCGGUCGACGAAGCGCAAGGUCGUCUUGUUGAUGGAGUAAGUAGCCAUGAACGCGAUUCCUGCGAAGAAGAAAACCGAGACGUGUCACCAAUAUACCAUCAUGACGUUGAUUUGCUUCC
Molecule: messenger RNA, 1148 nt
Organism: Saprolegnia parasitica CBS 223.65
Lineage: Eukaryota; Oomycota; Saprolegniomycetes; Saprolegniales; Saprolegniaceae
Exons: 4
Coding region: 32-1069 (345 amino acids)
Biological process (GO): fatty acid metabolic process
Cellular component (GO): mitochondrion
Molecular function (GO): trans-2-enoyl-CoA reductase (NADPH) activity
Source: RefSeq, a predicted model, not a curated record